Messenger RNA from Drosophila obscura, 4381 nucleotides. It is a transcript of the gene Gli, whose product is annotated as acetylcholinesterase. Gene Ontology annotation, cellular component: cell surface; tricellular tight junction; septate junction. The coding region runs from base 388 to 3237 and encodes 949 amino acids. NCBI's taxonomy places the organism in Eukaryota, Metazoa, Arthropoda, Insecta, Diptera, Drosophilidae. The transcript has 8 exons. The record is from RefSeq and is a predicted model, not a curated record.
UGUGUGAGAGAGUGAGACUGCUUCUUGGCUCGUUUUGACGGCAUUACGUUUGGCUGGCUCUGGCUACCUGGACUACCGCCGAGUGGAAGUAUCUCAGACUCAAAACGGUCAUUUCGGCUGCGGGCUGCGUUACGUUUUUUUUUCUUGUUUCUGUUUGGCUGUAGUUUUGAGCAAUACUUUUUGACUUGAUUUCCCCCCCGUUCGGGGCGUUGGCUAUGAAAGUUUUUGUGGUUUUGUCUUUUUUGUGUGUAAAACAUUCGGAUGGAAGUGCAUGAAAAUCGCGAUUAGAUAGUGAAAACAAUCGCGGACCAGCAGCCAGCAACAAGUUUCCACGGCAACGUCAUCAAGUGGAGCAUAACUGUAAGGAGAAGUGAGAUUAAGUCCACCAUGAUGCACAAACUGAAAUAUCGCGAUAAAUCGAAGUGGCUCACAGCCAUUCUUGCUCUGGCUGUGGCCUCCAUGGCCCAACUGGUUGGGGGACAGACGAGAGAUCCCCGAUUCUAUUCACGGCCCGGCGUCGACUAUCAUUGGCCGAAUCCAGGGGAUCCGGAUUACAGAACCUACACCUUCAACGAUCGUCGCUAUGGCCAUUAUCAGCCGAAUGGAUUUGGUGCCAACUAUCCUGGCAGGAAUCCCCCCGGACAGUAUCCGCAGGGCAUGCCAAAUGAGGAUCGUUUUCGCUUUGAUCCGAACGAUCCCAAUGCUCGGACACAGUUCCCGGGUGUGUUGGCCGGCUGGCGGGAGGAUCUGCAGGGGAAACAGCGUCGGGACUCGCUGACACUGGAUCGAGAUGUGUUCGUGACGACCAACUACGGACAGGUGCAGGGCUUCAAGGUCUACAUGUAUGACAAUCCGGACCCCAAGUCGUUUUACAGACCCUAUCACUCCACCGUGGAUCGCGUGAUGGGCGAGUGCUCGGCAUUCCUGGGCAUUCCCUACGCCCUGCCGCCCACCUUCGAGGGCCGCUUCAAGCCGCCGCGAGCCCAUCGCGGCUGGCAGCUGCUCCAGGCAGUGGACUUCGGACCGGCAUGCCCCCAGCCAGUUCGAUACACGGGUGCUACCAAGGGAGUCAUGGACAUGGAUGAGGAUUGCCUGUACCUGAAUGUAUAUUCGCCAAAGACUGGCGCUGGCGUGGCCCAAAAGUAUCCCGUGAUGGUUUACAUCCAUGGAGGAGAGUUCAUACGUGGCGCCUCGAACCUGUUCCAGGGCCAAAUACUGGCAUCCUUCUACGACGUGGUCGUGGUAACGCUGAACUAUCGACUGGGAGCCCUGGGCUUCCUCUCGACUGGCGACGAGAACUCGCCCGGCAACUACGGCAUUCUGGAUCAGGCAAUGGCCCUGCGGUGGAUCCACGACAACAUCGAGUUCUUCAACGGGGAUCGGGACUCGAUUACGCUGUUCGGUCCGGGAGCCGGUGGAGCCUCGGCAGGGCUGCUGAUGGUUGCCCCGCAGACUCGGAACAUGGUGAAGCGAGUGAUUGCUCAGUCGGGCUCGGCGCUGGCAGACUGGGCGCUCAUCCAGGACAAGUACAGGGCGCAGAACACGAGUCGAGUGCUGGGCCAGCUGCUCGGCUGCUCCAUUGAGUCGUCGUGGAAGCUGGUAAACUGUCUGCGCACCGGACGCAGCUUCUAUGAGCUGGGAAACGCGGAGUUCUCGCCGCAGGUGGGCAGCUUCCCCUGGGGUCCAGUGCUGGACCACAACUUCACCCUGCCCGGCGACGACUGGUACGAGGGCUGGCGGGAGAAGGACUGGCGCUUCCUCACCCAGACCCCAGAGACUCUGAUACGUUCCGGCAAAUUCAAUCGGAAUAUCCAGUACAUGACGGGUGUGACCACCCAGGAGGCGGCCUUCUUUGUGGCCCAGAACGAGUCGCUGGGGCCGUACUACGAGCUGGACGGGCGCUUCUUCGAGCAGAAGAUACGGGAGCACGUCUUCCGCUACAACUACACCCUGAACCCCAACGGCGUCUACGAGGCCAUCAAGUACAUGUACACGUACUGGCCGGAUCCCAACAACAACACCAUCAUCCGGGACCAGUACGUCAACAUGCUGAGCGAUCUCUACUACCGGGCGCCAGUGGAUCAGAUGGUCAAGUUGCUGCUCGAGCAGAAGGUGCCGGUGUUCAUGUAUGUCCUGAACACCACGGUGGAGGCACUGAAUCUGCCGCAGUGGCGCAAGUAUCCGCACGACACGGAACGCUACUUCCUCACCGGGGCCCCCUUCAUGGACACCGAGUUCUUCCCAAAGAAGGAGCACCUGCAGCGGAACAUGUGGACCGACAACGAUCGCAACAUGAGCCACUUCUUCAUGCAGACCUAUUCGAACUUUGCCAGAUAUGGCAAUCCGACGCCCCAACAGGUGCUGGGCAUGCACUUCCAGCGCGCCUACCAGGGCGAGAUUCGCUACCUGAACAUCAACACCACCUUCAACUCGUCCAUUCUGCUCAACUACCGGCAGACGGAGUGCGCCUUCUGGACGCAGUACUUGCCGACUGUCGUCGGGGUUCUGGUGCCCACAUAUCCGCCCACCACGGAGUACUGGUGGGAGCCGAAGGAGCCGCUGCAAAUAGCCUUCUGGAGCAUGUCGGUCACCUGUUUCUUCCUCAUCGUACUCGUGGUCAUCUGCUGCAUCAUGUGGCGCAACGCCAAGCGGCAAUCGGAUCGCUUCUACGACGAGGAUGUGUUCAUCAAUGGUGAGGGUCUGGAGCCCGAGCCGGAUCCAAGGGGCGUGGACAAUGCCCACAUGGUGACCAACCACCAUGCCAUGCGCUCGAGGGACAACAUCUACGAGUACCGGGACUCGCCCUCGUCCAAGACCUUGGCCAGCAAGGCGCACACGGACACCACAUCCCUGCGCUCGCCCAGCUCCCUGGCCACCACCCAGAAGUCGGGCAGUCAGGCGUCCCUAAAGUCGGGCAUCUCCCUCAAGGAGACCAACGGCAGCCUGGUCAAGUCCGAACGUGCGGCCACGCCCCGUUCCCAGACCAACGGAACGACAGCCAAGGCGGGGCCCGUCGAGGAGAAGCGUCUGCUGCAUCCCCUCUCCAGCACCCCAGUGCCCCAGCUGCAGUCGGAGCCCACGAAGAGAGCGCCUACCAGCGUCUCCGGCAGCAGUCGUAGCACCACUCCUGUGCCCUCGGCACGCACCACCACCACGACGGCCACUCUGUCCUCACAGCCGGCGGCUCAGCCCCGACGCACACAGCUGGUGGAGGGCGUGCCCCAAACAUCCGUCUAAGAAACCGCUCUCUAAGCGCGGGAUGUGCUUAGGGAGUAAAUCGAACGAACCAUCCAACCAACCAACCAAGAAGCCUUUCGCUGACCAAGGGAACGGACGAAGAAAUCUUCCUUGGAGCUGAGUAACUUUUUGUGUAACCUUUCGAUUUAGUUUUCAUAAUUUAUAAUUUAUUUCUAAACAGAUCUUAGAGAUCUCAGUUUCAAGAUUAGUUAUAGGUUUUGUUUAACGAGUAAUUUAAUUUAGUUUUAGUGUAAGUUCGAUAACCCAACGAAUACAAAUCCAUAUCAAUGACAUUCCAUAGCCUUACAAUUGGCCCGUAAGUGUACAUACCUACAUUUAGUUAGCAGUAAGGACAGGCUCUGUUCAAGCUGUCACUUCAAUGAGUAUAGGUAGCUAGAGAACUAGAAGAUGGGUAUCCCAUGGGUAUCUUUUCAUUUAUAUAAAUUAUAAUUACUAUAAGCUAAUCGUACAUUGUGCAGCUGAUCAAAUGAGAUCUACUCGGAACAAAUCUGACAUUCAAUUAGAGUAAAUUUCAACUUCGUCUUGUAGAGUUUUAAACCCCCUUUUUGUGGCAUCUGUAAGUAAUUAAAAUUACAUUGUAAACUAUACAGGACAAAUAAAUUUCCCGCACCCUGAAUUUGCAACUAAAACUCAUUAAAAUAUUAAGUUAUUUGCAAUAAAUCCUGUGCAUAUCACUGUCAUAUCCGUAACCACAUAUGUAUGUACUCGUAUUUGUUCAUCAUUUAUUUGUCCAAGUCCAAAAGCAACACCUAAAGUGCCUUCAAUUCCUUGUAGUUGUCUUUGAUGGACCCCCUCCAUCCCCAUUCCCAUGCAUAGUUUUAAGCGAUCCCAUCUGCCCCCUUUGUGUGCCUUCCACAUUUAUGCAUCUGUAUUAAGUUUUAGUUGUAGGUUUUGUAUAUGUUUUAUGUGUCGCAUAUAAGCCAACCAAUGACCAUACAAAUUCAGUGUGAACCGUCCAAUCAUUUUAUGUUUCCAUAAGCAUCGUGUACAUGUUUAUUGUGUGUAUAUAGUAUCUAGAUGCAUUACACGAUCGAGAGCAUAAUCUAUAAUUUACAUUUAUAUGUUUUAGAGAUAUUAGUUUAGUUCAUUUUAUUUCAUUGUAUUUGUCCUGAAAUAAAAUAAC